GAAUUUUACCUAUAACUAGCGCAAUCAGUAUUCCAUCAAUUUUCUUUAUAUGCUUCAUAUCCAUUAGCAUGAAUGAAGUUGGAAUAAAAUUUCAAUAAUUUUAUUGUGACAGAUCUUUAUGCAGUAAAGUAGAGGCUCCUUUAAAUUUUUCAUUCACCAAUCCUAAACCAGUGACUGCGAAAUAUCUUGAAAACUAAAGAAAAUGUAAUGACUGGCAACGCUGUAUGGUGGAGUGAUGUUAAGUCGAUCGUUCAUGACAAACACGAACGUGUAUUCUUGGAGUUUUUGGUGCAAAAAGUGAAUUAUAAGGAAAACCAAAUGGAUGACUACGAAGACGACACACAUUUCUGCUUGAAAUGUCAUUCCACAAUAAUAGGCCUCGAAUUCUACGUCAAUCAUAGAAAGAAUAAUUGCAUGAAGCAACCUGAUACAACAUUUUCAACGCUCAAAGCGGACGACUUCUUUUCCUCUCUAGAACUACAGAGUAGUUCAAAAAAACUCAUUCAACAAUCAACAUCAGGAAAGCAUUCCAGUGGAAUCCUCACCAGAAGCAAGGUAACCGCUUUCAAGGAAACACUGGAACCUUCCAAAUCGGGCAAGAACGCCUGGAUCGGAGGAGUUCAAGAGAAAGACUCAGAUUUCGAUGGUAAUUUCUUGAAAACAGUGGAGAAUAAUAAAGAUGUGGACAAGUCUAGGGAUAUAUCAAGGUUACAAGAUUAUGCGGAUAGUGAUGCAGAAUCUGAGGAUUACGAACUAGAGGAAGAGACCAGUGAUGAAGAUGCUCCUCCUAGAAACCACACAGGAGGAAAAUGGAAACCUUCUUCACCUAUAUACUGGAAACAUUCGCAAUCGGAAUCCGAUUGGAGGCCUCCUCCUCCCUCAUUCACUGGAGGUAAAUGGAACCCUUCCUCAAAUAAACGAAACUUCUCUCCUCCACCUUCAAAUCACACACGCGGAAAGUGGAAACCGGAAUCUCAUGAAAAUGAAGAUCCACCACCUUCCGCACUCAGUGGUGGAAAGUGGGGUCAACCCAAGAAGCAGGAACAUACCUCAGUUUCCCCUGACUUCACACGAGAUAAGUUCAGGACCAAACCCGUUAUGUCUAUUGAUGACUUUCAGCUUUCAUUAGAACCUCCAAACGAAAAAUGGAGCGUUGUCGAACUGAUUCCUUCCACAUACACUAGGGGGAAAUGGAAACCUGAAUAUUCUUCACCUGAGCCUAUUCCAUCCACUUAUACUCGAGGUAAAUGGAAACCGGAAAACUCUCCAGAGCCUUCAACGUCUUCCAUCACAAAAUCAAAAACAACUAAUUUCGACAAUGAUAACACAGGUAACAAAGAAGUAUCUGCUGGGUUGAUUGAAGAUCAAUGGUUAUCCCCAACCAAAUCACCUACCAAAGAACAGAAACAAACUGAUAAGCAGUAUUGGUGCAAACCUUGCAACCGACGUUUAGCCUCGAAGGUAGUCUAUGAGAGGCACCUCAAAUCUGAAUUUCACACCAAGAGAACUUUGAGGGAGAAUGAACUGGAGGAAAAUCUAAACUUUUUCAAAACGUCACGUGGAACUAAGAGAAAGGGUGAAUCAACUGAAGCUGACACAAAAGAGCAGAAUUCAGGUACCAAAAGAAAGAGGAGAAAAAUUUUCGAGAAAUGUAAAGUCUGCAAUUCCAAGGUGAAUUUGAAUUUGAUGGGUAAACACCUGAUUUCUCACUAUCACUGUAGGAAAAGCGACUUGACUUCAGAGUCUGCCCAGAGCAUGAUUUUCGAAAAUUUCAGGGAUAUAAUAAAACAGAGUCCAUUCCAAUGCAAACCGUGCAAAUAUUACUUCAAUUACCAUAAGGAAUUCCUCGACCACUGGCUCUCUGAAGACCAUAAAUUAAACACGAAAGAUAAGUUGGGUGAAUUUCUGUGUUCUUACUGUAAGUUCUCUUGCUUGGAAAAUGAAGAGAUGUACAAACACCUCGUAUCGCAGGACCACAAGGAAGUGAUAUCUGUUAUCAACAGGUCAGUGCCUAUCAUCAUCAAGAAAAUUCACUACAGGAAAUGUGCCACUUGUGGAAGCAAAUUCCCUUUGCUAAUUCAGUUGAGAAAACACAUAGAGAAAACGGGGCAUGAAAUAAUGGAUGAGUUAAACGAAUUCAAAUGCGAUAUCUGCAUGCAGAACUUGAAUUCUGAAAUAGCUCUUCAAAGACAUAAGAAGAACAUGCACAAGAUCAGGAUUUUCCUUUGCGGAACAUGUGGAUUAACAUUUCCUAAUUCGGAGGAAGUUAAAAAACAUAGAAAUUCUGUACACCAUCACACUGCGACCAUUGAGAAGAAGAAUCAAGGAAAUGUAAAGAGUAUGGAGAGGAAAUGUCAGUACUGCUCUUCAGUUUUCGAUAAUUUUUUGAAGCUCAAAGACCACAUCAAGACGAAUCAUGAAGAAUUUCAUCCUAGGUGUCCUCGCUGCGGCAUGUCGUUCGUAGUUUCACAGGAUCUCUCUGUGCACUUGAGAACCAAGUCCUGCAAAUUGGAAGAACAGCAAUCGAAGAAGUUCACCUGCAGCACGUGUCCAUUUUCUGUGGACUCAGAGGCGCAUCUUCUUUUUCACGAAACGCUGCAUACGGAACCUAUACUUAUGUUUCCAGAUAAAGGGUCUACGAAUGAUAAAAAGGCGACGCCACAUUACAAGUGUCCAGAAUGUCAGAAAUUCUUUCCCAAAUCCUCUUUGCUUGGACAUUUGAGAUUGCACACGAAGGAGAGACCGUACAAAUGUUCGUUUUGUGAUAAAACGUUCGUCAGGAAAAAUAAUUGGCUGUUUCAUGAGAAGAAGCAUACCUCUAUGAAGACUGAAAAUAAGGAAGAGAGUCCUGAUGUUAACGAAAGACCAUUUCUGUGCUCAACGUGUGGUGCGAGCUUCAGGAAAAGAUUCAUCCUGCAGCAACAUAUGAAAAUUCAUACUGGUAAAUCAUUCAAGUGUAUCCAUAAAGACUGCAUUUUCACUGGCCGAAGUUUGGGCGAGCUGAAGAUCCAUUUUCAAACACAUUUUGACGAAAGGAAUUUUCCCUGCAAAUCCUGCGAUUACAAGGGAAAGACGAAACAACAGUUAGCAAGGCAUAUGACGGUUCACGAAGACACGAAAAAAUUUAAAUGUCCUAGUUGUCCUUUCACCGCAAGAACAUCACACCAUCUUAAAAGACAUUGUAGGCUUCAUACCGGCAGUAAACCUUACAACUGCCCUCACUGCAGCUACAGCUGUAACAGUUUGGAGAAUUUGAGAAAACACAUCCUAUCGACGAACAAGCACCCGGGAAAAUCCAUCUACGAAUGCAAAUUCUGUAAGGGAUUCCAGACCAACUUCUUCAAGGAAUUCAAGGCACAUUUACUCACUCUGCAUCCUAAUGAAAUGGACAAAGGGGAUAAAAUAAAAAGUUCCUCUGUGUACGAAGCGAAAAAGGACCAAUUUUUCCCGAUUGGAAACUCAAACGGCCAACUGGAAACUAGAGAAACCGGGGAACCACUCAAAAAUCAAGAGGAAGCAUCAGGUCAGCCCUGCUCCCUCCAUUUAGUACCUCUCAUAGUCUCGAAAGACGAUACUAUUGAUGAAACUGGUUCAGAAAGUUGGAGCUUAGUAGGAUGUUAUGAUGUUUCUGAAUCAGGAGCAUUGAUUGCGUUCAACAAGGAUAUUUUGUUUGAAGAUGUCAUGUGACAUCACUACAAUUGGUGAAUGGAUAUAUCAAAACGUCGUUCUGUAAUAUGAAACAGAAGGCAUAUAGCCUAGAAAGUUAUAUUUUCAUAUCCAAAAAAUGUAUUUUUAGAAUUUCCAGUAUGUGAAUUCAUAUGAAUUUGUGAAACAAAUAACUGUAUUAUAGUUUUAUGUAUAUUCUUCAUGUCUUUGUAGGAAUUUUUGCGAAUAAAACUAUUCUUGCAUUACCCAA
This is a messenger RNA of Coccinella septempunctata (seven-spotted ladybird), 3916 nucleotides long. Its product is annotated as zinc finger protein 780B-like. The coding region runs from base 208 to 3687 and encodes 1159 amino acids. Lineage: Eukaryota; Metazoa; Arthropoda; Insecta; Coleoptera; Coccinellidae. Gene Ontology annotation, cellular component: nucleus. Gene Ontology annotation, biological process: regulation of gene expression. The transcript is spliced from 7 exons. Gene Ontology annotation, molecular function: zinc ion binding; nucleic acid binding. The record is from RefSeq and is a predicted model, not a curated record.